Xiphophorus maculatus (southern platyfish) is the source of this 3631-nucleotide messenger RNA. RefSeq names its product volume-regulated anion channel subunit LRRC8D-like (gene lrrc8db). Lineage: Eukaryota; Metazoa; Chordata; Actinopteri; Cyprinodontiformes; Poeciliidae. Gene Ontology annotation, molecular function: protein binding. The coding region runs from base 495 to 3050 and encodes 851 amino acids. The record is from RefSeq and is a predicted model, not a curated record. The transcript is spliced from 2 exons.
GUCUCUAAAGGAACACAGUUAUGUGAUGAGUUAAUGAUCUGAGGAUUUUACUUUAAAUUCAGAAUUGACAAUUUGCGGACGGUCCCUAUCGUCAGUAGGCCAUCUCUAUCUUUACUGUCAAUCGGAGCGGUGUUUCCACAGCACUGCGCGCUGUAGGGUUAACUGCAUUUAACUGCAUUUUCUGCGCCACCAUGUGAGAUUUGCGGCCCUGACGGAUCGAGCUGCGGGUCAUCGGUGAGUUCGGAAGGGACGCGUCCAGCCGGGUCCACCUCCAGCAGCCGGUGCUGCAUCUACAGCAGAGGACCCGACCAUCUGCGGCGGAGCGGGGGAAGUCUGCUAAUCCGCUUAAUGCCGCACCGCACACCGGGGGCCCUGCUGCUGGAAACAAUGCGAAGAAAGGACGACUUCCUGGGCUCGGCGAGGAAUGAGAUGUAAAAUGGGGCGUUGUUCGGAUCAGCUGGAGUACAAAUAGCGGAAUCAGCCCGCCUGAAGGAAUGUUCACCCUCACAGAAGUAGCUUCUCUUAAUGACAUCCAGCCAACCUAUCGGAUUCUGAAACCAUGGUGGGAUGUCUUUAUGGAUUAUCUUGGUAUCGUCAUGCUGAUGUUGGCCAUAUUUUCUGGAACCAUGCAGCUGACGAAGGACCAGGUCGUUUGCCUUCCCAUCUUGGAGCAAGCGCAAGAUGGGUCAGGGGGCUUCUUGGAAACCCACACACCUGAGCCGAGUGAUGGUUUCUGGAACAAGGAGAAUGCAAUCGGGGAGCAAGCUGCACCUUUAAUGUCAAAACGACCUCCAAAAGGCAUUGUACCUUCAAAUCCCUUCCCACAGUCGUCUGCGUUCAUGCAGCCACCGCCUAAAGGGGUCCGAACCAAACUGGAUUUUCAGCAGUAUGUUUUUGUCAACCAGAUGUGCUACCAUGUUGCCCUUCCUUGGUACUCUAAAUAUUUCCCUUACCUUGCUUUAAUUCAUACUAUUGUAUUGAUGGUCAGCAGCAACUUCUGGUUCAAAUACCCAAAGACAAGUUCAAAAGUUGAACAUUUUGUUUCCAUACUUGGAAAAUGCUUUGAGUCACCUUGGACUACCAAAGCCCUAUCCGAGACUGCGUGCGAGGACUCUGAGGAGAAUAAGCAGAGGCUGGCUGGUGCUUCCACCCUCCUGAAACAUCUGUCCACCAGCAGCGAGGAGGGCAGUCCAAACCAGUCAGCCCCAGCAGGAAACAAAUCAGGAGUUGCCUUUUCUGCCGAAAAGCUUGUGAGUGAGGUUCCUUCCAUGACCAUUCUAGACAAGAAAGACGGUGAGCAGGCCAAAGCCCUGUUUGAGAAGGUCCGGAAAUUCCGUGCACACGUUGAAGACAGUGAUUUGAUAUACAGACUGUAUGCCAUUCAGACGGUCAUCAAAACUGUGAAAUUUAUUUUGAUCCUGUGCUACACAAUGACAUUUGUGGCAUCUAUUGACUUUGACCAUGUGUGCGAACCGGAAAUAAAGCAUUUGACGGGAUAUUCCAAGUUUCAGUGCACCCAUAACAUGGCUUUUAUGUUAAAGAAACUCCUUGUCUGUUACAUUGCACUCAUAUGUGUUUAUGGCAUUAUCUGCAUUUACACACUGUUUUGGCUCUUUCGCCGACCUCUGAAAGAGUAUUCCUUUGAGAAGGUCAGAGAGGAGAGCAGUUUCAGUGAUAUUCCUGAUGUUAAGAACGACUUUGCAUUCCUCCUCCACAUGGUUGAUCAGUAUGACCUGUUGUACUCGAAGCGCUUCGGUGUUUUUCUGUCUGAGGUGAGUGAGAACAAACUGAGAGAGAUUAGCCUUAACCAUGAGUGGACUUUUGAGAAGUUACGGCAGCAUUUGACCCGCAAUCCUCAAGAUAAACUGGAGCUUCAUCUUUUCAUGCUGUCCGGAGUCCCCGAUGCUGUGUUUGAUCUUGCGGACUUAGAAAUCUUGAAAUUAGAAUUAAUUCCAGAGGCCAAGAUCACAGCUAAGAUCUCACAAAUGAUCAACCUCCAGGAGUUGCAUUUUUACCACUGUCCGGCCAAAGUUGAGCAGACGGCUUUUAUUUUCCUCUGUGAUCACCUCCGGUGCCUUCAUGUCAAGUUCACAGAUGUUGCUGAGAUUCCUAGCUGGGUGUACUUGUUGAAGAAUUUACGGGAGCUGUAUUUAGUUGGCAACCUGAACUCUGAAAACAACAAACUGAUCGGACUCGAGUCUUUGCGAGAUCUCCGGCACCUGAAGAUUUUGCACCUUAAAAGCAAUCUGACAAAGAUCCCGACAAACAUUACGGACCUUUCUCCACACCUGGUUAGAUUAGUCAUUCACAAUGAUGGCACGAAGCUCUUAGUGCUGAAUACUUUAAAGAAGAUGAUUAAUCUUGCAGAGCUCGAGUUGCAUAACUGUGAGCUGGAGCGCAUACCCCAUGCCAUCUUCAGUCUGAACAACCUUCAGGAACUUGAUCUAAAAUCAAACAACAUCCGCACUAUUGAAGAAGUCAUCAGCUUCCAGCACCUCAAAAGACUAACUUGUCUCAAACUGUGGUACAACAAAAUCAUCAGUAUUCCACUGUCAAUUAGUCAUGUGAAAAACCUGGAGUCUCUCUAUCUGUCACACAACAAACUAGAGUCUCUGCCCUCGCCGUUGUUCACUCUCCUCAAGUUAAGGUACCUCGACCUUAGUCAUAAUUCCGUGGCGGUAAUCCCACCGGAGGUUGGCUUCCUGCAAAACCUCCAACAUUUUGCCAUUACAGGAAACAAAGUCGAGGUAGUCCCCAAGCAGCUGUUCAAGUGCGUCAAGUUAAGGACAUUAUGUCUCGGCCACAACUGCAUCACCUCCAUCCCAGAGAAAAUUGGCCACCUCUCACAGCUCACGCACCUGGAAUUGAAGGGAAACUGCCUGGAUCGUCUACCGGUUCAGCUAGGUCACUGCAGCCUCCUCAACAGGAGCUGUCUGCUCGUAGAGGACCAUCUCUUUGACUCCCUGCCUAUUGAAGUCAAAGAGAGCAUAAAUCAGGAAGCUAGUGUUUCCUUUCCAAAUGGGUGUAAAUGUUUAAUGGAAGGGCGGUAAUUUAGUGAAAUUUUAUGUCUUUUUUCCUGUUGUUUCCAGCACACAAAAGAAAUUGUAGUUUAACCUUGAGCGCACACAACAGAUUAGCAUAGCCCAAAGCCUAUAAGUGUGGUGUUAUGAAGAUAAUUUAGUGAAAGCCCUAGCAGUAUUAUGGCCUGCCUCAUGUUUGGAUAUAAUCUUCUUCUAUUUUUGUGUCUGGAUCAUGUGAAAACAUAUUGAGAAUUGAAACACGUCUUUCCUAAUCUUUUGCAUGCCAGCAUAUGCUUUGUGAAUUUAGGGAACUUUAUAACCACAACACAAAUCCCUUAAUAUCACUUGGUUUUAAUUUACAUUUUUGGUAGAUUAGCUAGUUUCCCUAAGGCAUGUUUUUUGGCAGUAUUUUUCAAAAUGUACCAGUGCACUAAAUUUCAGUGAGUACCACGUUUUGGUCAGUAAAAAAAAUUGACCUAGGGGUUUUCCUCUGCCCAUGUACUGUAUUCCACCUAAGCUUUGGUAACUUGCUAACAGUAGCUUUCUGGUUAACAUACCUCAAUUUUCUGAUGUACAUCCCUACAAAAAUGACCCGUCUUCCCAAUAUGUCA